AUAUAUAAGAAGAUAAUUGCAAUUAGUUAAACAGUUAAAUUAAUAAGUGAAAAGAUCAACAUCAAGUUAAUCAGUGAACUUAAUCAUGGCUACAAUUAAAUUGUUGUUCCUUUGCUUUUUCAUCCUCAUGGUAACAAUUAAAUUCACUUCAUGUCAAGGUCAAUCCAACGGCACCCAAGUGACCACUACUGAGAAACCCGAUGACGAUGAAACUACCGAGACCACGGAAGCAAAUGAUGAAAGUGAUUCCGAUAAUGAGACGGAAAGUGAGUCCGAAAGUGAGAAUGAAGAUUCUGAAGAUGAAACUACUGAGAAACCAAAGAAAUCGGAAGAAUCAGAAAAAUCAGAAUCGAAAAAGAAAUCAGAUGAAAAGAAAGAGAAACCGGAAAAGGAAGAUGAACUCGAUCUAGAAGAUGAUCCAAUCCCUGAGCCUCGAUGUUUAGCUCGCUACAAUAAUCUUAACUGUACUGAAGCUCAGCGACAAUCAGCAAUUAGCAAUUAUAAGGCUACAAGAGGACAAUUAAUUCAGACACUUUUACAAUCAGGUAACUCACCAAGUGGAUCAAAUAAUACAACAGAUAAUAACAACGCUACAGUUUCAAUAAUCUCCGUACCUUCAAACAUAAAUUCAACUCAAGUUUUCAAUGUUACAUCAUCUCCUUCAUUGAAUUCAACUGCAUCGUCAUCCUCGUCAUCUUCAUCAUCAUCAUCAUCUUCUUCUUCUUCUUCUUCCACCACAACAACAGUAUCUUCAAUCACUUCCGGGAUAUCAUCAUGUAAUCGCGCUGUUCAGCUUCUCGCAAACGUCGACAAGUAUGUAAGGUUCAACGAUUCUUGUUCAGCUCGAGUUUUCGGCAAAAGAAACAAUCCCGAUUAUUGGAUCGCAAGGUGCAUGAAAUCGUUGCGACGACACCAUUAACUGAAACUGAAUCGAAUGUAAUUCAAUCUUAUGAACUAAUCGAAUCAAUUAACGAAUA
Molecule: messenger RNA, 977 nt
Organism: Panonychus citri (citrus red mite)
Lineage: Eukaryota; Metazoa; Arthropoda; Arachnida; Trombidiformes; Tetranychidae
Exons: 2
Coding region: 86-919 (277 amino acids)
Source: RefSeq, a predicted model, not a curated record